Messenger RNA from Neocloeon triangulifer, 956 nucleotides. It is a transcript of the gene RpS2, whose product is annotated as small ribosomal subunit protein uS5. NCBI's taxonomy places the organism in Eukaryota, Metazoa, Arthropoda, Insecta, Ephemeroptera, Baetidae. The record is from RefSeq and is a predicted model, not a curated record. Bases 95 to 907 code for a protein of 270 amino acids. Gene Ontology annotation, molecular function: RNA binding; structural constituent of ribosome. Gene Ontology annotation, biological process: translation. The transcript has 5 exons. Gene Ontology annotation, cellular component: cytosolic small ribosomal subunit; ribosome.
CACUAGCGGCACCCGACUGGAACUACUGAAAGGAAAGCGGAAAGCGAAAAAAAAAAAAACAUUGAAAACAUUCAUCGCAUCUUUUGACCACAGAAUGGCGGACGCAGCUCCAGCCGGUGGCCGUGGAGGUUUCAGAGGAGGAUUUGGCGCUCGUGGCCGUGGUGGAAGGCCUAGGGGUCGUGGUCGCGGAAGAGGCCGCGGACGCGGCAAGGAGGCCGAAAAGGAGUGGGUGCCUGUCACCAAGUUGGGCCGUCUGGUCCGUGACGGCAAGAUCCGUUCCUUGGAGGAAAUCUACCUCUUCUCUCUCCCUAUCAAGGAGUAUGAAAUCAUUGACUUCUUCAUCGGAAGCCAGCUGAAGGAUGAGGUCCUCAAGAUCAUGCCCGUCCAGAAGCAGACCCGUGCCGGUCAGCGCACCAGGUUCAAGGCUUUUGUUGCGAUUGGUGACUCUAAUGGUCACAUUGGUCUUGGAGUCAAGUGCUCCAAGGAAGUGGCCACCGCCAUCCGUGGCGCCAUCAUUCUGGCCAAGCUCUCCGUCGUUCCAGUCAGGCGAGGCUACUGGGGCAACAAGAUCGGCAAACCUCACACAGUCCCUUGCAAGGUGACUGGCAAGUGUGGCUCCGUUCUGGUGCGCUUGAUUCCUGCACCUCGUGGUACAGGCAUCGUGUCCGCCCCUGUUCCCAAGAAGCUGCUCAACAUGGCUGGUAUUGAGGAUUGCUACACUUCUGCCCGUGGCUCAACUGGAACCCUUGGAAACUUUGCCAAGGCCACUUAUGCAGCCAUCGCCAAGACCUACGCCUACCUGACGCCCGACUUGUGGAAGGAAAUGCCUUUGGCCACUGCUCCAUACCACGAGUUUGCCGACUACCUGGCCAAGAACCACCGCGUCGUUGGUGGCGGUCUGCAGUAAACUACUCUGGAAUCUGAAAAUAAAUUGAUGUUGUGGGUCCAGAAUGAAA